AUGGUCAAAGUCCUCAUCUCCCUCAGCGUGUUGGCCGCUGCCGCUACGGCUGGCUCCAUCACGGAACUCCCCGAGUCUGUGACCAAGCUCAUCGACUACUCCAUCAACCCUUGCAACGACUUUUACCAAUAUGCGUGUGGUGCCUGGCACAAAGCUGCUGUGAUCCCCCCAGACGAACACCAAGUCGAUACGUCGUACUCCAAGAUCUACAGCGAAAACGAAGCCGUGUUGACGACGAUUUUGUCUGACUACAAACCCAAGCUAGGUGAGUUUUACAACUCCUGCUUGGACACGGCUACGCUAUCGUCGCUGGGCCUGACUCCGCUGGAGGACUCGUUCAAAGCCAUUCGGUCGGCCAACACCACGUUGGACCUCCUCAUCGUGGCUGGUAAAUUGGCCAAGAACGGCAUCCCUGCGUUCGUGGACAUCAACUCCAAUUUUGACGACAACGAUGCGACCAAGAACGUCCUCUUCGGUUACCGAGCCCCCCUGUCGCUGGAUCGCGAUUACUACACCAACCCUUCCAAGUGGAAGGCCGUCGAAGCCGACUACAAGGUGUACAUUGCGUCGGUGUUGAAGCUAGCUGGCUACACUGAUGAGCAAGCGGCCGCUGCUGUGCCGGUGAUCAUCCUUUUCGAGAAAAGUCUAGCCGGUGUUGAGGGCGACCUCAGCGAGCUCGAGGAGAUGGAGCCCGUUGUGUCUCCGUAUACUGCGUUGACGUUUUACCAACUGGACCAGAAGUACCCGCUGCUCAUCGGCUCGUGGCUCAAGGCCAACGGCUUCAACGUACGCGACCAGUGCGGUGGGUCGAACGAUUGGGUGGGGUUUUACUACUUGACCUACUUUGACAAGGCCGAAGUGUUGUUGAAGAACACAACGCUGGACAACCUCCGCACCAUCGUGGAGUACAAGCUCAUCCACGCCUCGUCGAACCACUUGACCCCUGAAUUCCGCACGGCCAACUGGAACUUCUUCGGCAAGAAGAUCGAAGGCAAAAGGGAGGAAACUUCUCGUGAAAAGUUCUGCCUGACUCAGACGAGCUCCAAAUCCACCCUGGGGUAUCUCUUGGGCCAGUACUUCUUAGACGCGGUGUGGUCGGCUGAUACGGCCAAGACGGCCAACGACCUGGUCAAGGCCUUUGUAACGACGUCACUCCAGUGGCGUCAUAGGGUUAUCGACCAAUCAGAACAGACGUCACUGUUGACGUCAGUUUACGACCAAGCUCGAUUGGCGUGCGGCGUGCUCGGCCAUGGACACCAGAAGUUCCUUCUGCAGAGCGCACCACUCACGGUUGACAACAAGGACUUACUUCCAGGGGCAUAG
Molecule: messenger RNA, 1323 nt
Organism: Aphanomyces astaci
Lineage: Eukaryota; Oomycota; Saprolegniomycetes; Saprolegniales; Verrucalvaceae
Exons: 2
Coding region: 1-1323 (440 amino acids)
Biological process (GO): protein processing
Cellular component (GO): plasma membrane
Molecular function (GO): metalloendopeptidase activity
Source: RefSeq, a predicted model, not a curated record